This is a messenger RNA of Hibiscus syriacus, 3310 nucleotides long. Its product is annotated as vacuolar sorting protein 3-like. Gene Ontology annotation, cellular component: cytoplasm; membrane. Lineage: Eukaryota; Viridiplantae; Streptophyta; Magnoliopsida; Malvales; Malvaceae. The record is from RefSeq and is a predicted model, not a curated record. Gene Ontology annotation, biological process: autophagy; endosomal vesicle fusion; intracellular protein transport.
GAAACAUCCUACUUAACAACUAAGCAAAGUUGACCAGAGGUCGCCCGGAGUUUACUGCUUGCUCUUAGGUGGUGGUCUGAAGUACAGUUUGCUCUUCUCUCUUAUCUCAAUUUCCAAGCUUUUAAAACGCAAAUUCAAUGCCGAUCUCUUUCAAUUUACCCUGAAACCUUCUCCACCAUCUCCUUCGCCGCUAUGUCCAAGCUCAAAUCCCGCAUCGCGGUCGAGCCCUUCACUCACUUCGACCUCCCGACCCACCACCUUUCAAUCAGCUCCCUAUCUCUUUCACAAUCCACCCUUUACCUCGGCACUCGGAACGGUUCCCUCCUUUUACUCUCCCUAAACCCCAACCCUACUCCAACCCCAAAUCCACCUCCAAUCGAAUCCCUUUCUCUCCCUUCCCUUUCCCGUAACGUUUCCCUUCUGCGCACCGUUUCCGUUUCCGACUCUCCCGUGGAAUCGAUAUUCGUGCUCUCUGAGAUCGGCUUCGUCUUGGUAUUAUCCGAUGGGUUCUUGUUUUUAACGGAUUCGCUCUUGAUUCAACCGGUUAAAAAAGUAGGUGGUUUGAGAGGAAUUAGCAUAAUUGCUCGUAGAUUCCGAGGAACGAAUUCACAGAGCACCGAUUUAACCGGUACUGCUUCGAAUUUAUCGAAAGGGCAACGGAUUUUGGAUAAAUUCGGAGGUGUUAGGGCGAACGGGGUGAAAACGAGGGAUUUAGAGCAGAAUCGAGAAUGUGCUUACGUUUUUUCCCUUGUUAUUGGUAAGAAAUUGAUGUUAAUAGAGCUUGUUUCAGGCAGUGAUUUUGCGAAUCCUUCUUUUGUGAUCCUAAGAGAAAUGCAGUGUUUUGAUGGAGUGAAGUCUAUGGUUUGGCUUGAUGAUUCCAUUAUUGUCGGUACAAUUAAUGGGUAUAGUUUGUUUUCUUGUGUCACUGGGCAAAGCGGGGUGAUUUUCUCGCUACCUGAUUUAUCCAGGCCGCCAUUAUUGAAGCUUUUGUGGAGAAACUGGGAGGUUUUGUUGCUAGUGGACAAUGUAGGCGUGAUUGUUGAUGCUCUUGGCCAGCCUGUUGGUGGGAGCUUGGUGUUUUGUAAGGGUGGUCCUGAUUCGCUUGGGGACUUGUCAUCGUAUGUAGCAGUUGUUAGGGAUGGGAAGAUGGAUCUGUACCAUAAGAAAUCUGGUAAUUGCAUUCAAACGGUAACUUUUGGUGUUGAAGGAGUUGGUCAGUGUAUUGUUGCUGAUGAAAAAAAUAGGAGUGGGGAAUUUGUUGGUGUUGCUACUCCCACAAAGGUUAUUUGCUACCGGAAAGUUCCUUCAGAAGAACAAAUAAAAGAUCUGUUGAGAAAAAAUUUCAAUGAAGCUAUCUCCUUGGUGGAGGAGCUUGAGUGUGAAGGUGAACUGUCUAAAGAAGUGAUUUCCCUUUUUCAUGCUCAAGUGGGUUUCCUGUUUCUUUUUGACUUGCACUUUGAGGAAGCGGUGGAUCACUUUUUGCAGUCAGAAACCAUGCAGCCUUCUGAAGUGUUUCCAUUUAUAAUGCGUGACCCUAAUCACUGGUCACUCCUGGUUCCUCGAAAUCGGUAUUGGGGUUUACAUCCUCCUCCUGUACCCCUCGAAGAUGUUGUGGAUGAUGGAUUGUUAGCUAUUCAAAAGGCCAUUUUCCUAAGAAAAGCAGGUGUAGAAACUGUAGUUGAUGAACAUUUUCUAUCAAAUCCACCAGCCAGAGCUGAAUUGCUGGAGUCUGCAAUUAAGAACAUUAUCAGGUAUUUAGAGGUGUCUCGUCAGAAAGAUUUAACUUUGCCUGUGAAGGAGGGGGUUGAUACGCUUUUAAUGUACUUAUAUAGAGCUCUAAAUUAUGUUGAUGAUAUGGAGAAGCUGGCUUCUUCUGAGAAUUGUUGUAUCGUGGAGGAAUUAGAAACUUUAUUAGAUGGCUCUGGGCACUUGCGGGCACUUGCCUUCCUAUAUGCUAGUAAAGGGUUGAGCUCAAAGGCUCUUGCCAUUUGGCGCAUCUUGGCAAGAAAUUAUUCCUCUGGUCUCUGGAAAGAUCCUGCUGUGGAAAACGGAGUACAUGAUGGCAAUGCAUGUGUAACAUCCGGUAGGGAGAUCGCUGCAACUGAGGCAGCAAAUAUUCUUCAGGAUUCAUCUUACCAGGAUUUGGUUCUGCAGCAUCUUGCAUGGAUUGCAGACAUAAACCCAGCACUUGCUGUACGAGUUUUGACAUCGGAUAAAAGGGAGAAUCAGCUUUCACCAGAUGAAGUGAUUGCGGCAAUUGAUCCAAAAAAGGUUGAGAUUCUCCAAUGCUAUCUCCAGUGGUUAAUUGAAGAUCAAGACUCUGAUGACACUCGGUUCCAUACUCUCUAUGCUGUUUCACUUGCCAAGUCAACUAUUGAAACCUUUAAUUCAGAAAGCAGCUCACAAGGCCCUGAUGCUGGAAGGCAAAAGCAUUUGGAAAACAUUGAUGCUCAAAGAGAUUCAAUCUUUGAAAGUUCUGUGCGGGACCGGUUGCAGAUAUUUUUACAGUCUUCAGAUUUGUAUGAUCCAGGGGAGGUCCUUGAUUUGAUAGAAAACUCAGAGUUAUGGUUAGAAAAGGCUAUUCUAUACCGAAAAUUGGGCCAAGAGUCAUUGGUGCUCCAAAUCUUAGCGCUGAAACUGGAGGAUAGCGAAGCUGCAGAACAGUAUUGUGCUGAGAUUGGCCGACCAGAUGCUUAUAUGCAGCUACUUGAUAUGUAUUUGGAUCCUCAAGAUGGUAAAGAGCCUAUGUUUAAGGCGGCUGUUCGUCUUCUGCAUAAUCGUGGAGAGUCGCUAGAUCCUCUGCAAGUAUUAGAGACACUCUCUCCUGACAUGCCUCUCCAACUUGCAUCAGAUACAAUAUUGAGAAUGUUGAGGGCUCGACUACAUCAUCACCGUCAAGGACAAAUUGUGCAUCAUCUAUCCCGUGCCGUAGACAUCGACGCAAGACUUGCAAGAUUGGAAGAAAGGUCUCGGCUUGUGCAGAUUAAUGAUGAGAGCCUUUGUGAUUCUUGUCAUACCCGCCUUGGAACAAAGCUUUUUGCCAUGUAUCCGGAUGAUACCGUUGUCUGUUACAAGUGUUUCCGUCGUCAAGGCGAGUCAACUUCUGUAACUGGUUGUGAUUUUAAGCAAGACGUCUUAUUCAAACCUGGUUGGCUGGUUACCCGAUAAGCCACUGGAAGUUACUGCUGGUGGAUGAAGCCAUGGUUCUCCCAUAGUUUCUUGCUUCAAUCUUUGUAUAGAACUUCAUUGUUAGCAUUUGAACAGAAUACUCUGCAUGUCAAAACUAGAAUGGUGACACCCUUUUUUGAGG